Schistosoma bovis is the source of this 931-nucleotide messenger RNA. The record is from the annotation of a GenBank genome assembly. Lineage: Eukaryota; Metazoa; Platyhelminthes; Trematoda; Strigeidida; Schistosomatidae.
CAAGAGACUAACAAUAAAAUCAAUAACGACGAUGAGAAUAAUUAAAGAGAACAUAAAUAAAUAAUGAUCUAUCAUUGAAAUUUUGAUUAUUCUAUUAUAAAAUUGAUUCAUUCUUGUUAACAAAUUUCAUUGAAAUUACUGAUAUUUUAUUAUUAGUAGUAUUAUUAUGUAUGAAAAUCGGAGUGAUUGGCUUAUUAAUCAAUUGUUACCAUUGAAACCUGAUCCAAGAUUAUCAAAUUAUCCAUUCAUGUCAACAUGGACACCAACUGCAUUGAUUUCAUUCAUUUAUUGUAUUAUUGUAUAUAUAUGGCGUAUAAAAUUAAUACAAAAGAAAGAAUCAAAUACAAAUGGAAAUAGUAUAAAAAGAAUAAAUAGAAUACAAUGGAUUCAAUAUUAUAUGGCAUUAUAUAAUUUUAUUAUGGUUAUAUUUUUUAUAUAUUUAUCAAUAUCUAGUUUAAUUGUCAUACGUCAAUUGAAUUAUGGUUUAGGUUGUAUUGAAUUACCAGAUCCGAAUGAUAAACGUACAGAUGAUUUAGUGUAUUAUGGUUAUUUAUAUUUUAUUUCAAAAUUUGUUGAAAUGUUAGAUACAGUAUUUUUUUUAUAUCGUGGUAAAGUGGAUCAAGUAACAUUUUUACAUGUAUUUCAUCAUGCAUCCAUGCCACCAUCAGUAUGGUGGGGUUUAAAAUAUGCACCUGGUGGUGUAUUAUACAUGUUUCCAUUAAUCAAUAGUUUUGUGCAUAUUAUUAUGUAUACUUAUUAUGGUUUAGCAGCAAUUGGUUAUUAUCAAUAUUUAUGGUGGAAAAAUUAUGUGACAUUAAUACAAUUAAUACAAUUUUUAUGGUUUAUUAUACAUCAAGGACAAUUUAUAACAUUUAAUUAUCAUUCAUAUUGGAAAAAAGAACGUUUAGUUAAAAAAUUAAAGAAAAAUUGA